CUCACCAACACUCACCCACGCCUCACCCGACCCAGGCCCGGCACGCCGGAAGUGACGCGUCAGGGAAUGUGUACUUCCGGUCUGCAAGACCGCGCCCUCGUGCGGGGCCCGGCUUCUCUGGCUAGCUGUCUCAGCUCCUCUGGAGGAUUCACACGGAUCUUUAAAGUGCCUCAGCUGAAACCAUGACCAGAUGGGCUAGAGUGACCACCUCAAAUAAUAAGAGACCCUUGUCUGCAACAUCAUGGGAGGACAUGAAGAAGGGAUCUGCAGAGAGCACAGACCAAAACCUUCCAAAGCAUAGACAACGUCAAUUCAGUAGGCUGCCCCUUAAAAAUGAUACCCCUCAAGCAAAACAGAAAAAGAACAAAAAGAAAAAAGAGUACUUAAAUGAAGAUGUGAAUGGAUUCAUGGAAUACCUAAAACAGAACUCGAAGAGGCUUCACAAUGGAGAGUUGAUAGCAACAGACAGCCAGGAAUUACGGGAAGAAAUUGCAGUGGCCUUAAAGAAAGACAGCCGACGGGAAGAAAGACGGUUAAAAAGACAAGCAGCAAAGAAAAAUGCAAUGGUAUGCUUCCAUUGUAGAAGACCUGGGCACGGAGUCGCCGAUUGCCCGGCUGCACUGGAAAGUCAGGACAUGGGCACUGGCAUUUGUUACCGAUGCGGGUCCACGGAGCAUGAGAUCACGAAGUGCAGAGCUAGGGUAGACCCCGCUCUGGGUGAAUUUCCUUUUGCAAAAUGUUUUGUCUGUGGAGAAAUGGGGCACCUGUCUAGGUCCUGCUCUGAAAAUCCCAAAGGAGUCUAUGCCGAUGGUGGCGGCUGUACACUCUGUGGCUCUGUGGAACAUUUUAAGAAAGAUUGUCCUGAAAAUCAGAAUUCAGAUCGGAUGGUCACAGUUGGUCGCUGGACACAGGGAAUGAGUGCAGACUAUGAAGAAGUUCUGGAUCUGCCCAAAACGCAGAAACCGAAAACUAAAGUACCCAAAGUUGUUCAUUUUUAAUAAGAGUUGAUAAUGUUGUUAAUUAACACCUCACUGUUACUUUCCAUAGUAGGCCUUUACAGGUUAGAGCUGGGUGCCUGUGGAGGCAAGUCUGUAUUAUCGACACCACUCUGGUCUUGGUGGAGUUACAUUGCUUGUAGUCUAUCAAGGAAUGCAGGGUGAUUCAUUGCACUCUCUAGAUUCUCGUGUGUGUGUGUGUGUGUGUGUGUGUGUGUGUGUGUGUGUGUGUGUGCGUGUGUGGGGACAUGCAUGUUUGAAACAGUUUCUAUGUUUCUAUGUAGCCCAGGUUGGCUUCAAACUCGUAAUCCAGCCUCAGAGCCCUGAGUGCUGAGAUUACAGGCAUGUGCCAAAGAACAUAAUUUAACACAGAGAACUUAGACCUAACUGACUGUACACUUGACUGACAGUCAUCUCUGUAAAUCUAAAUGAUGCAUCAAAAUUGAUCACCUCUAAACAAAGCAAGCAGCUUCAAGUUUGUGAAUAAGUAAAAUUUUGUUAUUCUUAAUUCAGAGUAUCAAUUUAUUAUAAUAGAAAUUUGUUUGUAUGUUGUCACAAAAUCUGUAAUUUUUAGCACAGAAUAAAACGAUAUCAGCUGUUUAUCUAUGUUGAAUUGGACAUUGUUCACUACUAUCACUCUAGAGUCCCUUUGAAAACAAGAUUGUUUGUAAGUCUUAGUAGAGAUAAACAGGGAUUUGUUUAGUUUGGUUUAGCUUUAAUACUUUUAAUAUUAGAAAUUUCUAAUUACUAAUAUUAAAAUUAAAGAGUACUCCAGCUUCACAGCUCUAUUUUGCCUUCAAUUUUUCAAGAGGAAUUCUAGCCAAAAAAAAUCAAUGUGCAGUAUUCAGACAGAGUGACGGUAUGACAGCUUGUGUAUUAGACUUCCCAGUGUUGUGUUCCCAUGCUGUAGAUGAGUCAGGGUGUGAUGGAAGCAUCACCAUAAUAGAGUUAGAACACUAAUCAGAGACCCAUUAGCUUCUUUGUCUGAUUUGAUGAAUACAUGCAUAUUUAAUACAUAUAUUUCACAAGCCCUGCCAUGGCCAUUGUGCAGUAUAAUGGAAUGACUGGUGGUUUUUGAGUUUCAUUUGAAAUUUUACCUGAUUGAAUCCAUUUGUAACUGAAGGAAACAGCUGUGAUUAGUUACUGAUGCCUCAAAAGCUAAAUAUUUACCAAAUAAGAAAAGAAGCUCUUUGUCUGUUUUCAUGUCUGCACAGCCUAACAGUUCGAGGCUUAAUAGGAGCUGUUCUUUUAUUUUCGGUGAGGGGGAAAUGUGAUGACAAACAGUGCUCUGCAUCCCAGAGCUUAAGGAAAUGAGUGCACUUCAAAUGAAUUGCAAGCUCCGCUGCUGGAGAGGAUCGUGAAUGCUGUGGAGUGCAGACUGCCCCAUCCUCACAGGAGCAAGAGGAAGCAUGUGCUUUUCAACAGUCCUGACUGCUGCAAUGCUGGUGGCCAGUUUGCCUUGCCUAGAUCACGCUUCAUGUUAAUGGUUUAAUCUGUCAGGGAGUGAAAGCAGUAAAGAGAAAUUACAGGUGCUGAAAGUGCACAGGGGCUGCAAGGAAUGUCCCCCAGGCAGGAUGAACAGGAGACCAGAGUGGAUAUUUCUUGAACUGGGAAUGCCAGAGAAGGUUGACAUGGACUUUGUCUACCCAGGAUUCGAGCACUGCUUGUACGAGGGCACUGGGAUUAUGGCUAUGAAUAAGCGAGGCCACAUGUAUUUCGGUUAGUGGGACUGAAGAGUGGAGUUAAAUUGGGGAAAACUGCCAUGCCUGGCUUUUACAGUGGGGAAUCUAAACUCGGUUCCUUAUGCUUAUACAAUGUUAUAUGUGCAUAAUAUAUUUGUGUAUAUGUUAUGGCAA
Cricetulus griseus (Chinese hamster) is the source of this 2851-nucleotide messenger RNA. The record is from RefSeq and is a predicted model, not a curated record. Lineage: Eukaryota; Metazoa; Chordata; Mammalia; Rodentia; Cricetidae.